Messenger RNA from Ustilago hordei, 432 nucleotides. Its product is annotated as putative ACP1 - mitochondrial acyl-carrier protein. Gene Ontology annotation, biological process: fatty acid biosynthetic process. Gene Ontology annotation, molecular function: acyl binding; acyl carrier activity. Gene Ontology annotation, cellular component: mitochondrion. The record is from RefSeq and is a predicted model, not a curated record. NCBI's taxonomy places the organism in Eukaryota, Fungi, Basidiomycota, Ustilaginomycetes, Ustilaginales, Ustilaginaceae. The coding region runs from base 1 to 432 and encodes 143 amino acids. The transcript is spliced from 3 exons.
AUGGUUGCCGCUCUCCGAUCCGCUGCUGCCUCGCUCGUCCGAGCCCGUGCUCCUUUGGCUAUCGCCCGUCAGGCCGCUCCUGUCGCCCGUGCUGCCGUCGUUACUCCCCGCUUCACGCCCGUCCGAUUCUACGCCGCUUCUGCAGGCCUUUCCAAGUCCGACAUCGAGACGAGGGUCGUCGACGUGCUCAAGACCUUCGAGAAGGUUGACCCCAGCAAGGUCUCUGCCACUUCCUCUUUCACCUCCGACCUCGGUUUGGAUUCCCUUGACGCCGUCGAGGUUGUCAUGGCCAUUGAGGAGGAGUUCUCGAUCGAGAUCCCCGACGAGGAGGCUGACAACAUCACCACCGUUCAACAAGCUAUUGACUACAUUGCCAAGUCGCCCGAAGGUAAGCAUUGCAUCGCUCAAAGUGAAAUCAGUGUCGGCGCUUGA